Molecule: messenger RNA, 408 nt
Organism: Pelobates cultripes (western spadefoot toad)
Lineage: Eukaryota; Metazoa; Chordata; Amphibia; Anura; Pelobatidae
Source: the annotation of a GenBank genome assembly
AUGGAGUACUGUAUAGACUUGCAGAAUAUUUUGACUGAUGAUAAAUCAGGAGAUGCUGAUCUGGAUGGAGCACAACUUUGUGAGGAACUUACAAUAUUGGCUCCUAUCUUGAGGCCUACAAUGACACCUAGUCAGAUUCUAGCAUAUGCACUUAAAAAUGGCUUUGCUCCCAAUGUGUCUAUUGCCCUUCGCAUAUUGUUGACAUUGCCGAUAUCUAUAGCCUCUGGGGAGCGAAGUUUUUCAAAGCUGAAGUUAAUAAAGAAUUAUCUUCGGUCCUCUAUGUCUCAAGAGAGAUUGGUGGGACUUGCAAUGAUUUCCAUUGAAAAUCAGAUUGCAAAAGAGAUUGACGUUAAAACUCUGGCUCAUGAUUUCGUAAAUGCAAAAGCAAGAAGGGUUAAGUUUUUGUAG